Messenger RNA from Trichoplax adhaerens, 921 nucleotides. RefSeq lists its product as uncharacterized. NCBI's taxonomy places the organism in Eukaryota, Metazoa, Placozoa, Uniplacotomia, Trichoplacea, Trichoplacidae. Gene Ontology annotation, molecular function: DNA binding; histone binding. Gene Ontology annotation, biological process: regulation of double-strand break repair; chromatin organization. The transcript is spliced from 15 exons. Gene Ontology annotation, cellular component: nucleus. The record is from RefSeq and is a predicted model, not a curated record. The coding region runs from base 1 to 921 and encodes 306 amino acids.
AUGUCGACAGAUAAUACCGCUGCGACUAAGACCAAGGAUGAAAUCGAAACCUCAGAAGCUAAUGAAGAUUCCGGUAUUUACGACAAACCUCUAAUUCAGGAAGGUGCUCGAGUACGCAAAACAACGGAUCGGCUACAUUUAAAAAUUCCUGUUAAAGUCAAAACUAAAAUCGAUUUUUCUACUGGCAAAGGCGAACGUCUCGGAGAUAUUUCACAAAUCGAAACUGCGGUAACAGGUUCUAAGGCAGAUACCUUAAAACCUUUACAUAGACUACUAUUUGGUCGCCCUGGAUCGGCUACUGAAGUGAAAAGAAAUAUUCGAGAUUUCCGAGGAUUCAACUUUGACACUACUAGUGAUGAAUAUCAAACAAAAGAGAAAAUGUUAUCAAAAAUGACAUCUUCCGAUCUACGAAAUUUGUGUGGCAUAAUAUGUGUUCAACGCGGUGCUUCAAAGGUCGAAAUGAUAGAACAUAUAAUGGAAUUUUUGCUUGUACCGUCUAGCUCAGGCGCUCAGGGUUCAACUAGAAGCUCAGGGAAAAAACCGAAACGUCCCAAAACGGCUAAGAAGCCUCCUCGGAAAGAAAAGCAGAUCAAGACGAAAUCCCCAACCAAGAAGAAGAAAAGAAAGGCAAAGACGGUUGUGGAUGACUUUGAUAGUUCGGAUGAAGAGCCGCUAGCAAAGAAGAUGAAAAAAGAUCCGCCGACAGAUAGCGAAAUCGAAGCUGCAAUUACAAAAUUGUUAGAUGGUGCUGACUUACAAAAUGUUACGAUAAAGUCUGUUUGUCGGGAGUUGCUGGAAGAAUUCCCCGAUAUUGAUAUUUCAUCUCAAAAAGACUUUAUUAAAUCUACUAUUUUUUCAAAUAAUUUGGCUACGACUAUACCAAGUGAUUACACUCGUACAAGUCCCAUGUCGGUUAUGUAG